CGCAAACUGAAUGGGGUCCAUGGGGCUGAGGCUCAUAAUGGAGAUGACCGCUCAUGCCCGCAGCCCAUCCCAGCUCUCGAUCUGGGGUUGUUUAUCGCCUUUAAAAUGAACCGGAGUCCACCUUCCUUCUGCCGGUGUGAGGCGAAGUUGGCACGCGAGAACAAUGACUCGACCAAGAUACCGCCGGAGGUCGCGUGGAUUUGGAUCACCAUCGGUGAUCCUCGAGUCGAGAGACAACAAGGAAGCUCCCGAAGACGAGGGGCCCGAGGAUGGGGGUGAUUUUGACGAUUUAGAUCCCGGCAAGGGGAAGGGCAAAGGGAAGAAGGACGACUCUACCACAACCCCCCGUCUUCCUCCGCCUGGUUUAUCGACCACCGAAACGCUCACGCCAACUUCAUCUUCGUCUGAACCACUGAGUCCGUCCGAAACAUCAGCUCUCUCAACCACUACCAGCAUCAUCUCUUUGGACGAGCCCCAGGCCACGCCGCUGCCGCCAUCAUCAUCGACAACGAUCUCUUUCAGGUCGUUGGUAACUGUCACAAAAACGGCAAUCCCCUCAUCAAAGACAGAAACAGAAGUCUCACAUUCCACUGCUGCCGCGUCAAGUGUGCCUAUUCUAGCACAAAGUGACAGCAACAGCCUAUCUGGCGGGCAGAUUGCGGGAAUCGUGGUCGGUCUGAUCGCAUGUCUCCUCCUCGCGGCUGGCUCCGCCUUUCUACUUUAUCGCAGACGUAGGCGUCAUCAAGAUGCCCGUCAACGCUCCGCAUCCAGAUCCUCCGUCGCCCGGCUGACAACCACUGCACCUCCUGAGCCGCGGGACCCGAGCAGCAACCUGAACCAGGUAUCAAGGGACGUGGACGAAUCCGUCCCAGAGCGCGAAUCUCAGAUCUUCAGCAGCGCGGUCGGCCUCGGCAUCCUCCAGCAGCCCAAGCCAACAGCCGCCCGCCUGUCCCGGUGGUUCACCGAGCUGAGGCAGUCCUUCCCGUCCCCCCGCUCGCCCCUCCGCCGACCCUCGGUGGUAGUCCAAACCCCUUACUACGCAGGCGGCAAGGAUAUCGAUGAUGACGACGACGACUUCUCCGACACAUCCUCCAUCCUAUCCCCCGUGACCUUUGCCACGCGCCACACAAACAGCACCUACCUCCCUCCGACCGCACUCACACAUCCCAGUAUGCCCAAGCUACUAGCUCAGCAACAACAGCAACAGCCUAGCGGGCUGAGGAUGCAGCCCCAACCGGCUAGCAGUUCAAGUACUACUACCACCACCACCACUACUAGCAAUACUAGUACUACUAGUCCUAGUGACGAGAACGAGGCGAGUGGGAAGCAAAAGCACAUCCAGGUCCUUCUCUCUCCGUUGGGACCGACCUUCCCCCCGGCAGCAAGGCUCCCUGAUUCGGGGGGUGGACACCCUCCGUAGUAUGAGAUGGGAAUAGGGGAAUGUAGCAGGCACUAGUAUGGAUUAUAUGUAUAUAUCGACUAAACCAGAAGUACCUACCUUAUCUAACUAUCACUAUUAGCGAACGGGCGUUACUCGUUCCAGGGGA
Chaetomium strumarium is the source of this 1547-nucleotide messenger RNA. RefSeq lists its product as uncharacterized. Lineage: Eukaryota; Fungi; Ascomycota; Sordariomycetes; Sordariales; Chaetomiaceae. The record is from RefSeq and is a predicted model, not a curated record. The transcript is spliced from 3 exons. The coding region runs from base 164 to 1420 and encodes 418 amino acids.